AUGUCACGUGGCAAAAGUACGCGUACCCUCCCAGGACCACACGCAAGCCUUUUCUUUCUCAUUAACAGCCAUGGCGAGCUCUUCCGUCUAUUCUUCGCCCGAAACAACUUCCUGAGCGAGAAGGGAUUGCCAUUGCCCAAGGCUACCAGUACCGGUACAACUAUCGUAGGAUGCCUUUUUGAGGACGGAAUUGUUCUUGGUGCAGAUACACGGGCCACUGAGGGCCCUAUUGUCGCGGACAAAAACUGUGAAAAGAUCCACUAUAUCUCAGAAUCAAUUAGAUGCUGCGGUGCUGGUACAGCCGCCGAUACCGAAUUCACGACGGCGCUUAUAUCCUCCAAUAUGGAGCUCCAUGCUCUCCAUACUGGCCGUAAACCGCGAGUGGUGACGGCGAUGACGAUGCUGAAGCAGAUGCUGUUCCAAUACCACGGUCAGAUCGGUGCUGCUCUCGUCCUUGGUGGUGUGGACGCUACCGGUCCCAACCUUUUCACCAUCCACCCACACGGGUCGACUAGUAGCUGGCGGCCGAAUAUGACCGCUCUCACCCUCGUCAAGCAUGCUAUUUCUGCCGGUAUUUUCAACGAUCUUGGCUCUGGAUCCAAUGUCGACGCGUGCAUCAUCACAGCCACUCAUACUGAGAUGCUUCGUCAACAGAAGACAUAUGGGUUCCGACGUGGAACGACGGCAUGGAAGCGUGAGACUGUCAAGAGUUUGAUUGUGGACGAGGAAAUCACGCAACUAGUAGGCGAGGCUAUGGACACGACUUAG
Molecule: messenger RNA, 768 nt
Organism: Desarmillaria tabescens
Lineage: Eukaryota; Fungi; Basidiomycota; Agaricomycetes; Agaricales; Physalacriaceae
Product: 20S proteasome subunit
Exons: 7
Coding region: 1-768 (255 amino acids)
Cellular component (GO): proteasome core complex
Source: RefSeq, a predicted model, not a curated record